This is a messenger RNA of Coffea arabica (coffee), 2139 nucleotides long. The record is from RefSeq and is a predicted model, not a curated record. Lineage: Eukaryota; Viridiplantae; Streptophyta; Magnoliopsida; Gentianales; Rubiaceae.
AUAAUGGGUAUGUCUAUUUCAAAUGUGAUAAUAAACCAAUUCCAUUUUUAAAGCAGAUUAUAUACACUUUUUGCUCUUGUUUGAAAAAGUAAAUUAAAACAAACAUUGAACAUCGAGAAAACAAUUUGAGAGACAACUGAAGGAAACAAAGGGCUGAAAUGGGAACUGCUCCUUAUACUCUACUAACGUGCGCACCUGUAAAUUCCUCCAUUGCUGAGCUCUCUGUAGCUCUUAUGGGGUAGUUUGUUAGGGCUUUUGAUCCUCUCUAUUUCCGAUUCCUCCUUGAUUGUUUACUUUCUCAGUUGGUGGUUAACAAUUCCAGAAAUUGCUGUUCUCUUCGCUAUUGCUGGAAUAGGAUUUAUUGAUUGUUGUGUAAUUGGAGAGGUGUAGCAGAGGGGCCUAUCCUCGCAAGAGGUUGUCAAUGGAGACUACAAGUUCGCCUACCUUGUUGCGCAGCUGCUUGAGGUUGAGAUCUACUAAGAGAGUUGAUGCAUCUCAGCUCCAUCCAUCGGGAGUUGUUUGGGCCGAUGCAAUCCCUGGGCUGGGGGUCUCCUUGCUACCUCGGAUGGUGCAUCUGCAUCAUCAUCUUGGGCGGAUGAGGUAAGGCAAAAACAAUGCUUUCAUGAUGGACUGGGAUUAGCCUAUAUUCCCCCAAGUAAACCGAUUGAAGGAGUUGAUUUAGUGGUUAUUGAGCCUGUGGAUGUGGUGGAAGGUGUGGAAAAAUGGAAGCAUGCUAUCAUUGGCUUUACACUUGGUAAACCUCCUCCCUUUACUGUUAUGAAGCUAUUCUGCAAGUAGAGAUGGUAGAAAUAUGGCAAAGCUGAAUGUUCACUCUUGAAAUCAGGGGUUUUUGUCUUCAAUUGUGUCUCUGAGGAUGUGAAAAUUGAGAUACUCAAUCAAUCCCCAUGGCCGUUUGCGAGUAAGAUGCUGUUCUUAAAGCCGUGGUCUAAGGAAAUGGAUAUUACUGAGGAAUUGGAGACUGUGCCCAUCUGGAUUCGAUUUCCUGGGCUUAAGCUGCACUACUACACUAAGAAAAGUUUGAGUAAGCUAGCCAGUUUUGUGGAUAAGCUGCUAUACACUGACAAGAUGACUGCUACGCAGGAAAGAAUUUCUUAUGCCAGAGUGAGUGUUGAGCUAAAAAUGGACCAUAAAUUGCCCGAUUGCGUCCCUUACAUAAAUGAGUUUGGGUUGGCUCAAUCACAACCAGUUGAAUAUGAAUGGUUGCCUCCUUGGUGUAAGGAAUGCACUAAGUUUGGUCAUAUCAUAAAAUUUUGUCCAAACAAACCUGAACUAAAGUCCGUCUGGGUUCCUAAGGCCAAAGGACCAGAGCAGAGCACUACAUCCUCUACUGUUCAGCCAAGCCUAGGACCUGAAGAUGAGGAAGUGACCCAUGAUGAGAGUCCUAUUGUUUCCAGGCCACCUGCUGAGCCUACUGUAAAUGCUUGCGGUGAUGCUUCUAUGGAGCCCAUUGAGCCUAUUGUGCCUCCUCUAGAUGAUUUUCCACCUCUUCCCCGGAAUGGUCCAUCCACUUCUACAGCUAAUAAAUUCAAGCUUCUUGCUGAUGUGGGGGAGAUGACUGAGGAAGUGUCAAAUAGUGGUGGCAAUAAAGAGAAAAAGAAGAUAGACCAACCUCUACCGUUGAAAAGAUCAUCUCAAAUUCAAAACCAGGUGAAGGAGCAAAGAAGGAAAGGAGGUGGAGCCUCUGUUUGGUCGUGUGUACUGAGGAAAUGCAAGAUAAAAAGAGAUCCUAAAGGCUAGAGUGAGGAGUUACAAUGGAUGGUCAACCAUGGCUCUCAAGGGAUGUUUUGCUUCUUGUGUGAAACAUGUAGCUUUUGCUGCUACAGUUUAUGCUGUUUGGAGAGGUUGGAACCAGAAGCUAUUCAGAGAGAUUCGCAGCAUUGUGCUAGUAUGGAGAACUAUACCCAAGCUCCAAAAAAAUUUGGAGCUAUGCUUAAAAUUAGGAGGUUCACUUGCUGCAUUUGAUCCCAUUCUUUAGUAAAUAAUAUAGUUUAGCAAUAGAGUGGAUUACCGUUCAAUCUGUGAUAUAAAUUGGUAUGGGGAGCCCCCAAUCUUUGUGUAAACUCAACAGCUUAUCAAUAAAAGUAUGAAGCCUACAAAAAAAACAUUGAAGAUCGAAAA